UUUUGGUUUUACAGUAAUAGACAAAAGAUUACAAGCAAUCUAAAAACUCUAUAUAUAUCACAAGAGAUAUGAAGACUUAAUACACACACUUGUGUACUGAUAUUCUUUCUCUUCUUUAUUUCGAGUUUUCGAUUAUUUUCGCAUUAAGUCGAAAAAUGAUGAAGUUUUUGAGCUUGUUGAUGAUUGUGGUGAUAUGUGCAUGCAUUGUACUUCCACAAAUCUCGGCACAGAAACUACAAGAUAAGGUUACGUGCUCGAGCCGUAAAAGCCGGUGCUUCCUCCGGAGUAUAAGUUGCCCUAAACAAUGUCCGUUCACAACUCCGAAAGAUCCAAAGGCUAAAUCUUGCUACAUCAACUGCAACUCUCCGAUUUGCAAAGCCGAAUGUAGACACAGAAAGCCGAGUUGCAAAGGCAUCGGCGCGGCAUGCUACGACCCUCGAUUCAUCGGCGCAGACGGAGUCGUUUUCUACUUCCACGGCAAGAGAGACGAGCAUUUCGCCUUAGUCUCGGACACAAAUCUCCAAAUCAACGCCCGCUUCAUCGGCCACCGCCCUGCGGGCCGGGCCCACGACUACACUUGGAUCCAAGCCCUCGGCCUUCUCUUCGGGCCCCACAAAGUCUCCGUCGAGGCAACCAAAGCAUCCACAUGGGACAACAAAGUCGACCACCUCAAAUUCUCCUUCAACGGCACCGAGAUUCUAGAUUCCGCCACCUCAUCGUGGAAGUCUCUAGAUGGUGAUGUCACGGUGGAGAGGAUAUCGAGCGCGAAUAGCGCGAUUAUUACUGUUUACGGACUCGUGGAGAUCGGGGUGAAUGUGGUUCCCAUCACUAAAGAAGAUGAUAGAGUUCACAAUUAUCAAAUACCUUUUGAUGUUGAUUGUUUUGCACAUUUGGAAGUUCAAUUUAGACUCUUGGAUCUUUCGGCCGAUGUGGACGGUGUUUUGGGCCGGACUUAUAGGCCCGAUUACGAGAACCGGGCCGGAUUAGGUGUCGCGAUGCCGGUGGUCGGAGGAUAUGAUAAGUACAAAACUACGUCACUUUUCGCAGAUGACUGCAAAAAAUGCGUGUUUUCUUCAAAGAAUGAUGGAGAUGAUAAAGGGUCGAUGUAAUAAAUUUGUUUGGUGUUGAUGGGACUGUUUUGCAAGAAAUGAUACAUUGUUUAAUAUCAUUAUGUAAUACCUAAAUAAAAGUAGCUGCAUUUUCAUGAUUUGUUUUUGUAUUUUAUCUUCUUCUUUUGUAUUGUAAGCACAAAGUUAUGAUGAAAUAGUAAAGCUUGAAAGAUUUUGGAGCAA
Molecule: messenger RNA, 1292 nt
Organism: Erythranthe guttata (spotted monkey flower)
Lineage: Eukaryota; Viridiplantae; Streptophyta; Magnoliopsida; Lamiales; Phrymaceae
Product: Late embryogenesis abundant (LEA) protein-like protein
Source: RefSeq, a predicted model, not a curated record